UCUCUUCUUAAAGACACAUCAAGAUUUUGCUGGCUUCUCACACUACCUCGUUCCCAUACUCUUUCUUCUAUCAGAACACAACAGUAUAAGACUUGAUCGUCAUGAUGAUGAAGAUGCUGCUUUUGUAACGAGAUAAACAACACGCUUUGCUUUGGUUAGUAACUAGUUUCAUGAAUAAUAUGCAAGGCUUCAAGACAGCACAGCCAACUUCACAACUCUAUUGCCACUCUUCCUUCUUGCUUCGGGGAAACGACAUCAACCGAAACGCAACGCGCUUCUCUGAUCUCGGGGACCUUCACCAUUCCUCUGCUGUUUUUCAACAUGAAGAUGCUGUUGAUUUAAGCUCAAGUUCUAUAUUUAGUGUGAAAUCAAGCAACGUUGUUGGUGGUAGUACCAUGCAGUAUGGGACAUUGAGCUCGAAUGUUGGGACUGCAGAGAUUGGUUCCGGUGGGGGAGGGUGCAUGGAUACAGGGCAGCAGAUGAUGUACCACAAGGGAGUGGCUAUGGUAGCCUUGCCUUUGGGGAAUGGUCAUGUUGAAAAUUGGGCUGAUUCAGGCUUAGCAGAUAAUAGCCAACAGACUGAUGAUACUUCCACAGAUAUUGACACUGAUGUUAAAAUCCAAUGCAACAGAGUUAAGAAUGGGGCACAAAUGGUUGUGCACUCCAAGGAUCAGACAAAGGACAAAGUUGAAGAUCAAAAGACCCUCCGUAGGCUGGCUCAGAAUCGAGAGGCUGCAAGGAAGAGUAGGCUUAGGAAAAAGGCAUAUGUGCAGCAGUUGGAAAACAGCCGAGUCAAGCUUGUGCAAUUAGAGCAAGAACUUCAACGAGCACGACAGCAGGGUAUAUUUAUUGCCAAUCAAGGUGAUCAAGGUCAUUUGGCUGUUGGAAAUGGUGCCUUGGCGUUUGACAUAGACUAUGCUCACUGGGUUGAUGAGCAUCAACGUAUGCUCAAUGAUCUAAGAACAGCUGUAAAUUCUCAGAUCAGUGAUAAUGAAUUACAUCUUCUAGUUGAUGGUGUCAUUGCACAUUACAAUGAGUUAUUUAGGUUAAAGAGCAUAGGGGCAAAGGCUGAUGUAUUUCACAUACUUAAUGGGAUGUGGAAAACGCCUGUCGAACGAUGGUUUAUGUGGCUUGGUGGAUUUCGUUCAUCUGAACUUCUCAAGAUCAUUAAGAACCACCUUGAGCCAUUAACAGAUCAGCAGUUGAUGGGCAUUUGUAAUCUGCAACAAUCUUCCCAGCAGGCUGAGGAUGCUUUGACUCAAGGCAUGGAAGCAUUGCAACAAUCUCUUGUGGAAGCACUUUCCUCCACCUCGCUAGGACCCACUGGUAGUGCAAAUGUUGCUGAUUACAUGGGCCAAAUGGCAAUUGCAAUGGGAAAGCUUUCUGAUCUGGAGAGUUUCCUUCAUCAGGCUGACGUCUUGAAGCACCAAACUCUUCAACAGUUGCAGCGAAUUCUGACAACACGACAAACAGCUCGAGCCCUCCUUGUCAGAAAUGACUACAUUUCAAGACUAAGAGCACUUAGUUCAUUAUGGUUGGCUCGUCCUAGAGAGUAGGGACAUACCUUAAUAUCUAUUAACAUGCUCUAGUUCAUCCUGCUGCAGGACUUCUUGCUCUAGUUCAUCCUGCUGCAGGACUUCUUGCUCUAGUUCAUCCUGCUGCAGGACUUCCUAUGUUGGCACCAAACUAAUUGGCCAUUUCUGUUCCAAUAGGAACUCAGUAAUGAGUUGCUGCCACCUUCAAAUAUAGUGUUGAUAAUAAUUGAUUACACUGUGAACAAACCUUGUUAAUGGUAGCUACUAAUCUAAUUUUCUUUUAUGGCAUGAAAAUUUCUGUACAAGAUUUUAUCAGUUGGGAUGUUCUGUAUAUUGUUGGCAUAUUUAUGUGGUUAUUGUUGUUCAA
Molecule: messenger RNA, 1902 nt
Organism: Cajanus cajan (pigeon pea)
Lineage: Eukaryota; Viridiplantae; Streptophyta; Magnoliopsida; Fabales; Fabaceae
Product: transcription factor TGA2.2
Biological process (GO): DNA-templated transcription; regulation of DNA-templated transcription
Molecular function (GO): DNA-binding transcription factor activity; sequence-specific DNA binding
Source: RefSeq, a predicted model, not a curated record